Messenger RNA from Hemiscyllium ocellatum (epaulette shark), 4876 nucleotides. RefSeq names its product protein FAM13B-like. Bases 424 to 2967 code for a protein of 847 amino acids. The record is from RefSeq and is a predicted model, not a curated record. The transcript is spliced from 22 exons. Gene Ontology annotation, biological process: signal transduction. NCBI's taxonomy places the organism in Eukaryota, Metazoa, Chordata, Chondrichthyes, Orectolobiformes, Hemiscylliidae.
CGGAUUCGGUUGGUGACGCAGUAGCCUGAUCAUUAGCGAAGAAAAUAUAUCGGGGGCUGAAAAAAAAGUCGAAAGAACAAGAGAAAAGAUAGCGAGGGAAUUCAGGAGACUGUAGCUGGUGUUUUAAAGCGGGUUAAGGCGGUAUUUUCCGACGUGACGGCAGAAAAUAAUCGACUCCGGAUUGGUCUGUGCCGAGCUCGGUUGGUUGGGCCCGGACAGGUUAAUUGUCAAGAAAGAUUGGACGAAUUCUGUGUUUCUUCAAUGAGGAACUACAGGCUGAUCUUCUGCCACAAUCUCAAGCAACCAUAGCUAGCUAAAUAAAAAUGCUUAUUCACUAAGGGUGAUUGGUGUAUAAGUUAUUUUUUAAGUGGGUGUCUGUGCUCAGAGAGACAAAACAGCUUUGCUUUUUGGCUGAAGGAAGAUAUGAGGAAGAGCUUCUCUCCUUCACCGAGUAACAGCAACUCUUCAACUACUAACAAAUUUUUUGGAGUUCCUCUUCAUGAGCUACAGCAACAAGGACAUCAUCGGGGGAAUGGAUCUCGAUUUAUAGUGAAGCAUAUUGUGGAGUAUCUGGAGGCAUAUGGUAAUAUUGAAGAUGAACUUGGAAGGAAGUUGAAAUGCUUCUUAGAUGAGCUUCCAGCAGUUAACUAUAAUCUCCUGAAGUUUCUGUGUCAAUACCUGGUCAAGGUAGCAUUACAAAAGGAAGAGAAGUGGACUUCAAGGAAUCUUGCUGCUGUAUUUGACCUGGAUGUUUUCCAUAUUUGCACAGAUGUGGAAGAUAUGAAAGAACAAGAAACAGCUAGCAAUAUAAUGUCUGAACUCCUGGAAAAUUACAGUGAUUUCUUUGGUACCGAAGAGUUUGUGCCCACAAAUAUUUCAAAUUCAUUUUGUGUUGAGGUUACAGAAUCAUGUGAAGAAGGUGAUAAAAUAGAACAAACUGCACUUCCAGAAAAAUCUGAGAGGAUAUUGAUGAAUGCUGAACACUUGACAAUAAUGAAGAAUACAAAUGAAUCUGACAUUGUUUUGUCAGCAAGUGCUCAUGGCUCCUCCAUCGACCAAUUGACUAUAUCUGCCGAAGAAAAUCUUACUGAAGAGAACAAUCAUAACUCUGAGGUCAAUAAAUCAGUCCUUUCAGAAGCUUUACAGCAUGCAGAUAAUUUGGAAGAGAAUGAUCAGAAGCUUUCACUUCAUAAUUGUACAUUGGAAGCAUUGAAAAUUCAUUUGCACCAGGAUGUUGAAAAUGUUGUGGAAAACUUGUCCCUCCCCGAUGUUCCACUCCUGAAUGUGCCUGAAGAAAACUUGGACAAUAAACCAGUUAUAGAUGAAGAAAAUAACAAUAAAACAGAAAGGCCAGAAAGUACUUCUGUUUCUGAAAUUGACGUAGGUAGUUCUUUCAUGUUAACCUUGAAUUCGUCUGCGGAAAUUUAUGACUUAAAUGCUAACAAAAAGUCAGAUGUGCCAAAGAGCAAAGAAGUUUCUAAUCAGGAUAACAAAGUGCGACCAGAAAUUGCUCACCUUGAUCUGAAAAGGGUGACUGAGACAGGUGACUGGGAAGCGCCAUGUACAAUCACUUUUCCCUUCAUUGAUUUCAAAACAAUGCAUCUUCAAAGAGAUGGGAAUGAUCCUGUUCCUGCAUUUAAAUCAUGGCAGGAUGAAUAUGAGCAUGAAUUAGGAGAGGCACAACUUUCACCACAAGCAGGCAGACUGAUUAGCCACCCCCUUGAAGAGGACCCACCACCUAUGUUGUGCCGUCGUUACCUUAAUUUUGGUCACAGUCAACGUUUUAUACACGAAUCUGAUUCAAAAGCCUCUUCCUUGAAAGGACUUUCCUCCUUUAGACCACGACGAUCAUCAUUUGAUUCCAAUGAUGAAAAGGAAGAACAUGCUCAAUUGCAACUGACUAAAAAAGUUCAGAACAUCAAAAAGAAAAUAAAGUUAUUUGAAGAACAGUUUGAAAACGAGAGAAAGUAUAAGCCAUCCCACAGUGACAAAGUAGCAAAUCCAAAGGUUUUGAAAUGGAUGAAUGAACUGGUCAAGUUACGCAAGCAGUUAAAAGAGGUAAAAUAUAAAACUUCAGAAAAUGAUUUGGAGGUUCUACCUGUAAUACGACCACGGAGCAAUACUCUUCCAAAGAGCUUUGGCUCCUGUUUGGAACAUGAACAAAGAGAUGAAUCGAAAGAAACAUUAGAGAAAGAAAAGAAGCCAUCUAAGGAAGCAACACUGGAAACUAUCUUAAAAAGACUUAAAGAAAAACGAGCCGAGGAAGACUGGCCUGAAGAUAUUAAGGAAAUGCGUCAAAAUCAUUUAACAGCAGAGAAGAUAGCCCUUCAGAAGAGCUUGUUAUACUUUGAGAGUAUUCAUGGACAUCCGGUAACAAGGGAAGAAAAGCAGCUAGUGAAACCAUUAUAUGAUCGAUAUCGCCUUGUGAAACAGAUGUUGGCCAAAGCAAGUGCAACACCAGUUAUUGGUUCUCCAUCAACCAAACGCCGUGGCCAGACAUUACAGCCAAUCAUUGAAGGUGAAACGGCUCACUUCUUUGAAGAAGUAAAAGAAGAGGAGGAGGAUGAGGAUGACUGUAAUGUAACAGCAGACUUCACUCUUACCCUAAGGCCAGACUUACAUGCUAGGAACUUUUUAGAUCAGUUGGAUAAUGAUCACAAUACAAUUGCAUCAACUGUAAAAGACACUUCAGUAAGGCUGAGUCUUGACUUGGGGGUAUCAAGCAUGCAUGCUGCAUCAAUGCCAGAACUGCUUGAACAACUAUGGAAAGCAAGAGAUGACAGAAAGAAAUUACGUAAGACACUGCGUGAGUUUGAAGAAAAGUUCUAUAAAAAAAAUGGAAGGAAUGUACAGAAAGAAGAUCGUACUCCAAUGAUUGAAGAGUACAGAGAAUAUAAACGCAUAAAAGCCAGAGUCAGGCUUUUGGAAGUUCUUAUUAGCAAGCAAGAUACAGCAAAAUCACUCUAAGUUGGUUUAAUGUUGAUCAAUACUACCUUAACCACGAGCAAUGUGUUGAACACUUUAUCAAUGGAACUGGUGCUUACCUCUUUUGUAACGUAACCCUUGCCUAAAGCCAAUCCGUGCACUUACUCUGGUGCUUGUUACAUGGUAAUGAGCAAAGGGUAUUGUUGUAUCUCAUGAUUGCUAUGAACAGUAGAUGGCUGCAGAGUAACUAAAUCUGUACUGACUAAUGCUUCGUCAGGUUGAUACAUCUUUUGCUGGAAUUGACAGUAAUAAUAUAUUUACUGUGGGUACUUAAAUGUUUUUUUUUAAUUAUCUGUUAAUGAAAUAGUGUAUAAUACAGAAUCAUUUAUCUAUCCAUUAUCCAUGAAGACUGAUUACAAACUGCAGAUUGAUAGAUUUAUUUCAUUUUCAUCUGCGCUUGCUGUAUUAAAAAGCUAGAAAAUGCUUCAUGUUUUUUUUCAGUUCCAGAACUAAAUUUUCAGUUUGGAUUUCGGUUUUCUAAAGGAUUUGUCACAAAGUUGCUACUCUGUUCAGAGCAGAAAGGCAGAGUAGUGAUUUUCAGUAGAUUUCCUCUUAAACUAUCAAAGUGGGCAGAGUCUGAGCCAGAAAGUUGAGGUAUUGCACCUAUACACUUGCUGUAGAUAAUAGAUUGAAGUUGUUUGAUACUGUAGUUUGCUGUCCACAAUGGUACAGAAAGCACUAAUAUACAGUAAAUGUUUAAAUAAAUUGCUGUUACUUUUACUAAAUGUAUUAACAUUGAGAUUUGUUCUGCAAAGUGAAAUAUUUGGCAGCAUUUGAUUAAUGAAUGUUUUAAUGCAAAAUACCUGCUUUCAGUAUAACUUCCUGUGCCACUUUUUACUGAUAAAAACUGCUCUACAGCAGGACGAAGUGUAAGGUUUAUUGUGCAGUGAUCUUGUUUUUCUUAAAGAAACACUUUUGGAAACAAUAUGAUAACUUUUUGAAUCUCCUUGUCAUUCAAAGAAAUAAGAUGGGUGUUGCUUUAUAAUGCUAUUUGUAACUGUGAUAUCAUUGCAUGCAUCUACUGUAUCUGUGUAAUUUAAGCAGCUAUGUUUUUUGCAUGAUUUUAAUAAGUAGUACUUUCAAAACCUCUGAAUGUAAACAGCACAAGGACCCUUUAUUGAAAGCAGAAAUUUAAGAUUGACUACAAUGGUGCAUCUUCGAAAAUAUCCAUUGAAAGAUAUUGUGUACAUUUUUGUACAUGAUUGGGUUCUGUCUUUGUGUAACAAAAGAAACAGCAAAAUGGUUAGGCACUGUAGUAUGUUGAAUAUUCACUGUUGAAAAAUUACAAUAUUACUGCAUUUAAGUAUGAAGACUUUAAUAAAUGCAUGGUCUCAGCACUUUGAAGUGUUUUCUUGUGUGCAUCUGUGUAUGUGAUAAGUUUUGAUAGCAAUGUGACAUUUCCACACUUCAGUUUUAAUCUGAUAUUUUUAAACCUGUUUUUAAUCUGUAUUUUCACAAUGUUGAAAUUUUUAAACCAGUUUUAUCUAUUCUUGCAUAGUGAUAACUUGCUUGAGUCACAGUUAGAAAUUGCUUAAGAAUUUUAAGGAUGAAUUAAAUUUUACUGGAGUAUGUAGGGAAAAAUGAUCAUAAGGCAUUAACAUUUAAAAUUUGAUCUCUGGAAUAACAUUCUGAAACAUUAGACAUUUAAAGCAGUUUUUAUUGCUUGUAAUAAAUUUCAUGUAACAAAACCCUGGAUGGCAAGAACUUCAUAAUGUGCCAUUGUUUUUGGCAACCUGGAACUUGUGGUUUUGUGUUAUGAUGAACUGUGGAAUUUACCACAGUGUAUGUUACAUGUCAAUUAUUUAUUUUGAAGUUUAAUAUAUCGAUUAGUUUUCCUAAUAUGUUUGCUGUGUCUAUAACUUUUACUUUUAAUAAAGUGUUUCCCAUGUUA